This is a messenger RNA of Oryza brachyantha (malo sina), 3244 nucleotides long. Its product is annotated as B3 domain-containing protein Os07g0563300. NCBI's taxonomy places the organism in Eukaryota, Viridiplantae, Streptophyta, Magnoliopsida, Poales, Poaceae. The transcript is spliced from 12 exons. The coding region runs from base 16 to 2892 and encodes 958 amino acids. The record is from RefSeq and is a predicted model, not a curated record. Gene Ontology annotation, molecular function: zinc ion binding; DNA binding.
AGGGUUCCCGCGCCCAUGUCCUCGCCGGCGCAGCCGCCCCCGACGCGGCCGCCGGUGCCCGGCCCGCCCCCCUCCCUCGCGGCGGCGGCCCCCAUCUCGGUGCAGCCGCCCCCGCUCCAGCCGAAGGCGCUUCCGCCGCCGCCGCCGCCCCAGGUGGUCGUCGGGGCACAGCCGGCUCAACAGCAGCCGCAGCAGCAGGGCGGCCCCGCCCACGCUCACGCUCACCCCCACGCCCAUGCCCACGCCCACGCCCCGCCGCAGCAGCGGCCCAGGAUCUGCUUCAACGCGCACUGCAAGGACCCCAAAUCCGACGGCCCGCGCCGCCGCGGGUGGCGGCUCCGCUCUGGGGACUACGCCGAGCUCUGCGACCGAUGCUAUCACUCGUUCGAGCAUGGGGGCUUUUGCGAGACCUUCCAUUUGGAUGUUGCCGGGUGGAGGAACUGCGAAUCGUGCGGCAAGAGGCUGCACUGCGGGUGCAUCGUGUCGGUCCAUGCGUUUGUUCACCUCGACGCAGGAGGGGUUGAGUGCGUCAUGUGCGCUCGCAAGUCGCAUGCUGCAGUGGCACCAAAUCAGAUAUGGUCAUCAUCCAUGCAUAUGGCUCAAGUUGCUGAUAGGAAAGACAAUUUUGUCAAGAGCUGGAGACCUCCUGCUGGGCAAUAUGCAAGCCAGUGGCGGCAGAAUAAUAUGUGGGGUGUGCAAACCAUUCAGUCUGACUUGCAGCAGCGACUAGCUUAUGAGUUUGAUAGGCCUAGUGGCAGUGAAAAAUUGCUUCCAGGGCGCACUUUUAUUCAAGCCCAUGAGAAGAAAUUUGAUGACAUGCAUGACAGACCAACAACUCCUGCUGCCAUGAACCAGAUUAUGAGGGAGAGAUAUGCCAAUGGACAUACUCAGCACAACAGCCUGGAUCCGACAUACGCGUAUACUAUCUAUCACAGAGAGGGAUCAAAUCCAAAUCUACAUGACCACGGGCACCAUGGAGGAGAAAAUGACCAUUUGUCUGCAAGGAAAGGGGUAGCUCCAGAUCCUUGUUCCUCUGUAUCUACUACCUUCAAGCUCGAUUCACACCAUCCGUCGAUUUUAAAAGAUGACCCAACAGCCCUACCACCUGGGUUGUCUCCUAAUUUUUCAUCGGCAAAUGGACCAAAAGACCACAUCAGAAUUGGACCUCAGCAGCAACAGCAAAUGGCUUCCUCCUCAUUGCAGAAACAGUUCUAUUCCCAUACUGUGAUUGAUAACGAUUUUCAAGCGCAAUUGCGCAACGGAAGGCCCAGAAUGGAUGCAAAGGCAAGAUCUCAGUUGCUUCCCCGCUAUUGGCCUAGAAUAACCGAUCAAGAGUUACAGCACCUAUCUGGAGAUUCAAAUUCUGUUAUUACCCCUCUGUUUGAGAAAAUGUUAAGUGCUAGUGAUGCUGGCCGAAUUGGUCGUUUGGUAUUGCCAAAGAAAUGUGCUGAGGCGUACUUCCCGGCAAUCUCUCAGGCAGAAGGGCUUCCCUUAAAAGUUCAAGAUGCUACUGGUAAGGAAUGGGUGUUCCAGUUCCGCUUCUGGCCUAACAAUAACAGCAGGAUGUAUGUGUUGGAGGGUGUCACGCCUUGCAUUCAGUCGAUGCAGUUACAAGCAGGCGAUACAGUAACCUUUAGCCGAAUAGAUCCAGAAGGGAAGCUGGUUAUGGGAUUCCGAAAGGCAACAAAUCUUUCUGCAGAGCAGGACCAACCAACAAAGCCUGCCAAUGGUGUACCACCCCCUCCAGAGGCAAAUAUUAAAGUCUCCGCUCCAAAUUGUAGCCCUAACACUGCUGUGCCCCGACUAGAUAAAGUCAACACAGAGGGCAAAAGCUCUAGCCCUGUGGAACAAGCUACUGCCUGUAAAAUUGACAAAGGUGCAUUAUCACAAAAGGAAGGGCCAGGAACUUCAAGUUCUUCCCCAGGACCUGUAAAGAGAAAGGCAACUUCUGUUGGUCCGAAGAUCAAACGGUUCCGCAUGGACAGUGAGGAAUCCAUGGAAUUGAAGAUAACAUGGGAGGAAGCUCAAGAAUUACUUCGCCCUCCUCCUAAGGCCCCUUCAAUUGUUGUUGUUGAUGGCCAUGAGUUUGAGGAAUAUGAGGAGCCACCAAUUCUUGGGAGGAGGACGCAUUUUGUGACUGAUCAAUCAGGUGAGAAUCAUCAAUGGGCUCAAUGUGAGGAUUGCUCUAAGUGGCGUAAACUCCCAGUGGAUGCCCUUUUGCCUGCUAAAUGGACCUGCUCUGACAAUAAAUGGGAUCCUGAAAGGUCUUCAUGUGAUUCUGCCCAAGAGAUAAAUACAGAGGAGCUUGCAGAAAUGAUUCCUAUCAAACCUGGUGCUGCAAAAAAGUCCAAAGGGAAGGUAGAUACUGACAAUAUUGAUGUUUCAGAUGGGCUGGACACACUUGCAAAUCUUGCAAUUCUUGGUGAAGGUGAAUCUCUUCCGUCCCAGCCAACCACAAGACAUCCCCGCCAUCGCCCUGGCUGUUCAUGCAUAGUUUGCAUCCAACCUCCCAGUGGAAAGGGCCCAAAGCACAAACAGACGUGCACCUGCAAUGUCUGUAUGACAGUGCGGCGCCGUUUCAGGACACUCAUGAUGCGGCGUGAGAAGCGCCAGCGGUCAGAGAAGGACUCUGAGACACCUCGUAGAAAAGAGACAGGUCAAUCCAGUGAGCCCGCUCCGCAAGCUGGCUCUGCUGCUACUCAAACCAGUACAACUAGUUCUCCCCAGAAGGCAGAUACAAACGGUGAUGGGCCUGAAGACAUGGCCAUCGAAAAUAAGAGGACCACCUCUCCUAUCAAGAACCAGAUUGACCUGAACAGUCAGCCUGAGCGGGAAGACGAGCAGUCACCGAAAUCCGAUGCGGUGAGACUCCUCAGGGACAACACAACUUAGGGUUCUUGUCCAUCCCCAAGUGGUGUCAUACUGGCGAAAAUGAUGAUACAUAACCGAUGAAAAAGAAAAUGUCUAUACCAAUGGAGAAAUGUGGCGGGUGAAUUUGUAGUGUAGCUCUGUAGAUGUUACUUUUCUAUACCAAAGAUGUAGUUUCCUGUGGCGGAAGAGAUCCAGUUUCAAUGUUGUCAUACCAUAGAACCAGGCGCUGGACCCGUUGGCGUUUGCUUUUAGGGCUGUUGCUUUACCCUGUAUGUAUUGUAGCGUAAGAGCGGCACCCGUAGGAGCAUGUUCCCGGGCAAAUUUAUUCAUGUACCGAAUCAUCCAUCCCAGCUCGAGGAGAGGAUUUAUGUUA